Bursaphelenchus okinawaensis is the source of this 631-nucleotide messenger RNA. The record is from the annotation of a GenBank genome assembly. NCBI's taxonomy places the organism in Eukaryota, Metazoa, Nematoda, Chromadorea, Rhabditida, Aphelenchoididae.
AUGCCACUACCGGCUCCAGUUGAAAAGUUCAUCUCAGAUGUGGACAAGACUCUUCAUCAACCAAACAAGGCCACCAAUGUUCUGGAAACAUUGGAGAAGAAGACUGGUGUGAAACGUCUGCAUAUCGUUGGAGGUAAGUUAAUUUAUUAAUAUUUUUGUUGUUUAGAUACUAAUUUAGAGUUGAAUACACGGGCUGAAGAACUGAUAAUCAAAUAUCGUAUUUGUAGGUAUUGCCGCUAUUCAUGCUCUCUACUUAUUGUUCGGCCACUUCGCAGCUUUGGUCUGUAACUUCAUCGGCUUCUUGUACCCAGCUUACGUGUCCAUCACCGCCAUCGAAUCGAUCACCAAGGAAGAUGACACUCAGUGGUUGACCUACUGGGUCGUGUUCGCCUUGUGCAAUGUUCUGGAGUUCUUCUCCAACACGAUCACCUACUACUUCCCCUUCUACUGGCUGGUGAAGUGCGCCUUCCUCCUGUGGCUGUAUCUUCCCAUGACAUUGGGAGCUCAACAAUUAUAUCAACGUUUCAUCCGCCCGUUCCACCAGAAGCACCACUCCAACAUCGACUCUGCCUUGAAGAACGCCGGGGAUCACGCCCGUGAAGCUUACAACGAGCACUUCAAGCCUCAGUAG